AUGCCUCCCAAGAAGCAAGUCGUCGAGGAGAAGAUCCUCCUGGGCAGGCCCGGUAACAACCUGAAGAGUGGAAUUGUUGGCCUUGCAAACGUUGGAAAGUCCACCCUCUUCCAGGCCAUUACCAAGUGCAACCUGGGAAACCCGGCCAACUUCCCCUACGCCACCAUCGACCCUGAGGAGGCACGUGUCAUCGUCCCCGAUGAGCGCUAUGAUUGGCUUUGCGAAAAGUACAAUCCCAAGUCGCGCGUGCCUGCCAACCUUACGGUGUACGAUAUCGCUGGUCUGACGAGAGGUGCCUCCACUGGCGCUGGUCUUGGUAACGCCUUCUUGUCGCACAUUCGCGCCGUCGAUGCCAUCUUCCAGGUCGUUCGUUGCUUCGACGAUGCCGAGAUUAUCCACGUCGAGGGUGACGUCAACCCUACCCGUGAUCUCGACAUCAUCAGCGACGAGCUGCGGUUGAAGGAUAUUGAGUUCACCGAGAAGGCACUCGAGAACCAGAAGAAGAAGACUCGCUCUGGUGGCAAGGGCCUCGAGCACAAGAAGGCUAUGGAGGAGCAGGCUACCAUUGAGAAGAUCCUUCAGCACUUGAAGGACGGCAAUGAAGUCCGCAAGGGUACCUGGGGCCCCAAGGAGAUCGAGGUCAUCAACCCCUUGUUCCUCCUUACCGCCAAGCCCGUCGUCUACUUGGUCAACCUCUCGGAGAAGGACUUCAUUCGCAAGAAGAACAAGUACCUUCCCAAGGUUGCCGAGUGGGUUAAGGAGCACGCCCAAGGCGACCCCAUCAUCCCCAUCUCCGUCUCUUUCGAGGAGCGUCUGACCCGCUACGAGACUGAGGCCGAGUCCAAGGAAGAGCAGAAGAACGUUGGCGCCGAGUCCGCUCUGCCCAAGAUCGUUCUUCAGAUGCGCAAGGUCCUCAACCUUGGCAGCUUCUUCACCACCGGCACGGACGAAGUCCGCCAGUGGACUCUCCGCAACGGCACCAAGGCGCCCCAGGCUGCUGGUGUCAUUCACACCGACUUUGAAAAGACCUUUAUUCAAGUCCUCGUCUACAACUUCACCACGCUGAAGGAGCUCGGCACCGAAGCCGAGGUCAAGGCUAAGGGCAAGGUGAUGACGAAGGGCAAGGACUACGUUGUGGAAGAUGGAGACAUCUUGCUCAUCAAGGCCGGUGCCGCCAAGGCGGUUCGUCCACGGUCCUCGACUAAGGGUCCGCUCGACCUGGACGACACUCCUCUGAAUGACCCGUUGUCACCAAAAGCCGCCGCCACAGAAGACACGACGCAGCAACGCCCAAUAUCAGGACAACGCUCGCCAGCGCUGCCUCACUCUCCCGCCGCUCCGCCCCUGAAGACAACCGUCACCAAGGACUUUGGCUUCCUCCUGCGGCCCGAGAUCUACCACACCAUCCAACCCGUCAACGUCCCGGUCGCAUUCAGGAACUCGUCCAAGCAGCCGCCGGCCGAUGCUCCGCUCGAAGACCUGCUGGCAAAGGGCCACUUCCGCGCCGCCGCCAUUGCCGCGGUCCAGGAGCUGACGGCCACGGGCAGCCCAGGCCGGCCGCGGGUCGCACCGUCGGACCACCAGAGGAUCUUUAGCCUGCUGUACACGCGGCUGGCGUGCCUGACGCUCAUCGACGCGACGGCGGUGGCGGCGCAGGAGGUGAGGGCGCUGGAAGACUUGAAUGCAGGCGUCUACAUUGACGAGACCACGGGCGAGCACUUGGUGCCCUGGGAGCUGCGCGUGCUUAACGUACGGCUACAGGCUCUCGGGUUCAGCGACCCGCGCAGGUCCGUCAUGAGCUACCACGACCUGGCGCGGGAGGCGCGCGAGCAGAUCAGCAAGGCGACGGCACGGCACGAUAACUCGGCGAGGGAGCUCUGGAAGGCGCGGCUGCAGGAUCUGGGUGUUGCUGUCGCGGGCGCGCUGGUGGAGAUGGAUGACCCCGCCGGCGCGGCGCAUCACUUGGCUACGCUUAAAGACCGCGGGAAUGGAAAGAUGGCGCUGUCGAGGGCUCUGCUGUGGCUUCACUUGGGGGAUGCGGACGCGGCGAGGCGCUGCGUUGUACCAGGGGAGGGCUCUGGGGAGGACGGGAAGCAUGCUGAGACGGUUGUGGGCGCGCUUUGUCAGAUGGCUGAUGGGGAAUAUGAGGCGGCGCUUGCGACCUGGAGAGGGCUGAGGGAGGGAGUUGCGGAUGAGAUGAUUGGUGUCAACAUGGCGGUGUGUCUUCUUUACACUGGCAAGUUGACAGAGGCACGAGCCAUUUUUGAGGACAUGGUCGGAUCCGGCUACUCAUCGCACACUCUCUUGUUUAACCUCAGCACAACCUACGAACUCUGCACGGAGCGGAAUCGGAACCUGAAGGUGAGGCUCGUUGAUAAGGUGGCCGAUCUGGAGGAGACUCCAAGAGGCUGGGAGAAGAACAAUGCCGACUUUAAGUUGUAA
This is a messenger RNA of Colletotrichum costaricense, 2442 nucleotides long. RefSeq lists its product as uncharacterized. Gene Ontology annotation, cellular component: cytoplasm. The record is from RefSeq and is a predicted model, not a curated record. Gene Ontology annotation, molecular function: GTP binding; ATP hydrolysis activity; ATP binding. Bases 1 to 2442 code for a protein of 813 amino acids. The transcript is spliced from 6 exons. NCBI's taxonomy places the organism in Eukaryota, Fungi, Ascomycota, Sordariomycetes, Glomerellales, Glomerellaceae.